AUGGGUCAAGGUAGUAGUAGAGAACUUUUUGUAACUAUGCUUAAGACUAUGUUAAAGGUGAGAGGAGUUAUUGUUGCUAAACAUAAAUUAGAAAAGUUUUUGUUGUUUGUAGAAGUUUGUCCUUGGUUCCCUGAGGAUGGGACUGUAAAUAUAGAAACUUGGAAAAAGGUAGGGGAGCAAAUUCAGCAGUAUUAUUCUUUACAUGGGGCUGAGAAGGUACUGUUAGAUGCCUAUUCAUUAUGGACUCUUAUCAGAGACUUUUACCCUGAACAUGAAAGCAAAAAAUUGGAGACUGCGUUAAAGAAUAUAAUUGGCAAACCUCCCACCUUGCCUACUGCUCCUCCUUCGGAGCAUGGUUCUGAUAUGGCAGAAAAACCCCCUGUACAGAGUUUCUCUGACUCUGAUUCUGAAUUAGACCCUGCUGAGCAAGCAGAAGAUCCGUGGGAGUUAUUUGCUGCUGAAAAAACCGCUGUUAAAACACAAGCGGAAUUAUCCCCUUUUUCGGAGGUUAAAAAAUUGCUUACAACUGUGACUAAACGUCUUGAUGCUCUUAAUUUAAAGCUUUUUUCCCAGCCCUUAUGUCCCUCUAAUCAGUUACCAUCGCAGCCUCCGUCCGUUAUUGCCGGAUUAGAUCCACCGAGAGCUGAUAUGCAAAAGGAGUCUGAGGCUUCCGCACAGGCAUUAUCUGUAAAAAACACCCCUGAACUGUCCCCCCUCCAACUUGCAAUUCGCCAGGCAAGGCAACAGGGAGAAACCUUGGCAGGAUUUCCUAUCCUUUUCCCCGUCCUUGAAGACGCUCAACAGCGAAGGUAUUAUGAACCCCUGCCAUUUAAACAAAUUAAAGAAUUAAAACAAGCCUGUGCCCAGUAUGGACCAACUGCUCCUUUUACUAUGUCCAUCAUUGAGACUUUAAAUACUCAAUAUUUACCUCCUAAUGAUUGGAAGCAGGUCUCUAGGGCCUGCCUCUCUGGGGGAGAUUAUUUGCUAUGGAAAUCAGAGUUUGGAGAGCAAUGUGGAACUUUUGCAGACAGAAAUAGACGGAAUGGUCUGCAAGUGAGUUUUGAAAUGCUUAUGGGGGAAGGAGCCUAUAGGGCUACUAAUCAGCAAUUAAAUUAUCCCCCUGAAGCUUAUCCCCAAAUAAAUGAGGCGGCUUUGAUAGCUUGGAAGCGGCUUCCUACAUCUAAUAAAAAAUAUGAAGAUUUGUCAAAAAUAAGACAGGGUCCUGACGAGCCUUAGGAUUUUGUGGCUCGUCUCCUUGACUCAGUAUCUCGAGUUAUAGGAGAUGAAGAAGCAGGUAUGGUUUUAACCCGUCAGCUGGCAUAUGAAAAUGCUAACUCUGCUUGCCAGGCUGCUUUGAGACCCUACAGAAAGAAAGGAGGACUAGCUGAUUAUAUCCGGAUUUGUGCAGAUAUUGGGCCAUCAUAUAUGCAAGGUUUAACCAUCGCAGCUGCCCUACAGGGAAAAACUGUUAAAGAAAUAUUGUACCAACAAGCUAACAAAGGAAAGAUUAAGAAUAGGGCUAACGGGCCCCCUGGCAGUUGUUUCUCCUACAGACAGAUAGGACACCGAGCUAUACAAUGCCCCCAAAAGAAAGGAGAAACGACCAAUAAACAAACUGGAGGCCCUAAUUUAUGCCCCAGAUGUAAAAGGGGACGGCACUGGGCAAAAGAUUGUAGAUCUAAAACAGAUAUUAAUGGAAAAGUGCUUGCACCUGUGUGGGGAAACUGGGUGAGGGGCCAGCCCCAGGCCCGGAAACAAUGUUAUGGGGCAAUUCAGGAAAAUCAUCAGGGAGCGAUUUCCAACCCAGAGUCAAAGAUCUCUAUAGAGCCACCUCAGGCAGCGCAGGAUUGGACCUCUGUUCCUCCACCUAUACAGUACUAACUCCUGA
Molecule: messenger RNA, 1888 nt
Organism: Cervus elaphus (red deer)
Lineage: Eukaryota; Metazoa; Chordata; Mammalia; Artiodactyla; Cervidae
Product: endogenous retrovirus group K member 113 Gag polyprotein-like
Biological process (GO): viral process
Molecular function (GO): zinc ion binding; nucleic acid binding; structural molecule activity
Source: RefSeq, a predicted model, not a curated record